GUCACUUCCUGCAAACACGUUUACCAGCCGACUGCUGCCGAGUCCACUCGCUGUACAGUGUACUCGGAUUAUCUACCUUCAGUGCAUAGUUUAAUUUAGUCGCCGAUAUUUUGGUGCCGUGAAAAUGCUCGACCUUUUUACGAUAUUCAGCAAAAGCGGGAUUGUGUUGUGGUGUUUCCAAGGCACGACGCAGUUCUUCACUCCGUCGGUGAAUGCCUUGAUACGCACAGUUAUAUUACAGGAGAGAGGUGGUGACAACUCCUUCACCCACGAGAACCUCGUUCUCAAGUACAAAUUGGACAACGAGUUCGAGCUCGUCUUCGUGGUUGCAUACCAAAAGGUGCUCCAGCUGUCAUACGUAGACAAGUUCCUCGACGAUGUCCACCUGGAGUUCAGGGACAAGUACAAGGCAUGCCUGGAAUCUGGAAGUUUUUUCAGCAACUUCAACUUCAGCUCUGAGUUUCAGGAGGUGUUGCGCAGUGCUGAGGAGUAUGGGAGAAUGUUGGCUACUCAGCAGAAGAAGAUGCGUACAUUUGAAGAAUCCCUCAAGUCAAAGAAGACUGUGGCGUCCAUGAUAGAGAACAAGAAGGAUGCUAAGCCUGCGGCUACAAAGGGCAAGGAGGCUGCCAAGAAAAAGCCCGAAGCACCCAAGAAGGAAGCUGCUGCAAAGGAAGCCGUCAUGAACGGUGAUGCUGGAGGUGAUCCCAACGAUGACGACAUCGUGAAAAACAGGCAGAAGCUUUUUGAGAAAAUGCAGGGAAAGAAGAAGUCAGACAAAGGUGCUAAGAGCCCUGCUGCUGCAAAGGACAAGUCAAAGAAGCCUCGUAUUUGGGACCAUGGUGGCAAGUCAUCUGACCUCAAGACCCUAGACUACAGUGAAGGGGCGCCUCCUGAAGGCGAGGAAAACGGUCGUUCAGAGGAUCUCCUGACUGCCGAGUCGCGCUCAUGGGUUGGAAAAGGUGGUGGUGAGAUCAAAGACAUGGAGUAUUCAGAGAGCGAGGAAGAAAUGGAAGAGGAAGACGUCCAUGUCAGCUCGAAACAGAAGUCCACCAAGGGAGGCAAGUCUGGAGGCAUGUUCGGUAUGUUCCGUGGCUUGGUCGGAUCCAAGAGUAUCACAGCAGAAGACAUGGCUCCUGUUCUGGACAAGCUCAGGGACCAUCUUAUCGCCAAGAAUGUGGCGGCUGAUGUGUCUCAGAAGCUGUGCGAUUCGGUGGGAGCCCGCCUAGAAGGGCGUGUGCUAGGCAGCUUCACGGGUGUCGCAUCCACGGUGCGGGCCACCCUGGUCGACGCACUGGUGCAGUUGCUCUCGCCCAAGCGCCGUGUCAACCUGCUGCGAGACGUCCUGGAAGCCCAGCGUGCUUCGCGCCCCUUCGUCAUCACCUUCUGCGGUGUGAACGGAGUUGGAAAGUCCACCAACUUGGCCAAGAUCUGCUUCUGGCUCAUUGAAAACAACUGCCGGGUUCUGAUCGCUGCCUGCGACACGUUCCGAGCUGGCGCCGUGGAACAACUGCGCACCCACAUGCGUCACCUGAAUGCCCUGCACCCACCCGAAAAGCAUGGUGGCAAGCAGAUGGUGCAACUGUACGAGAAGGGUUACGGAAAGGAUGCUGCAGGCAUUGCCAUGGAGGCAAUCAACUAUGCUCGAGAAACAAAAGUCGACGUUGUCCUUAUUGACACAGCUGGAAGAAUGCAGGAUAACGAACCUCUGAUGCGUGCACUGGCAAAACUGAUUACAGUGAACAAGCCUGAUCUAGUGCUCUUUGUGGGUGAGGCCUUGGUUGGGAAUGAGGCUGUGGAUCAGCUCGUGAAAUUCAACCAGGCUCUUGCUGACCACUCCAGUGAGGAGAACCCGCACCUCAUUGACGGCAUUGUGCUCACCAAGUUUGACACUAUUGACGAUAAGGUUGGUGCUGCGAUCUCAAUGACCUACAUCACCGGACAGCCCAUUGUUUUUGUUGGCACGGGGCAAACCUACAUCGACUUGAAAACUAUAAAUGCCAAGGCUGUGGUGCAUGCACUCAUGAAGUAGACAGCACCGGUGAAAGUUUGGCAGCCCUUGUACCCGACCCGGCUACACCCUUUCCGGCUUUUUCCCGCUUAGAGAGUAGCAGCUUUGUUGAAAGUGCCACGCUUUAUUUUGUUGUGAGAAAUAAGCCUUGUUAUACGAAGUUUUUUUCCCCAUGGUGUUAUUGUGUUUACAUGUAAAUAUUGAACAAUUGGAAGGUUUUUUUCUCACUGUUUUUUGCUGAAGAUCGGUACUUUUUAUUGUUGCAUAUGCCACAUGUAUGUUAAUUUUGUAACAUUCCCUCGAUGCUAUCCUUUUCCGUUAUUUCUCCAUUUGUUGAGGAGUUCGCGCUAUUAAGCCUAUAUGGAAAACUGCGAAGUCUUAUCUGCUACGUCCGAUCUGUCUAAAUUUGUGUUUAUGGGCUUUCAUAUGACUUUUAUUUUUGUUUUUUGCUCAAUGCACACACAAAAAGAAAUAAUUAUUUACAUAUGAUUAUUGUACAGCAUUGUUUUGAACAUUUUAGCUGUCUUAUACAUAUUUGUUACAUGCUACACGUUUACCGUAGUUCUGACACUUUUAAAAGAAAAUCUCAGUCGCACCUAAGUGCUGUACAAUUAAUGCACUUUUAUAUAAUUUCAUAUUGUACUUCAAUGCAAUGGCAGUCCCGAUUUCAGUGGCCCCAGGUAUGCUGGCACACUUUGGCUGUGAACUGCACUGGAACUUAACUAUGGUGCCCUCACUAACAUUGCCAUGUGCUAUGGACACUAUAAUCAGUUUACACUUGACUUGAGGAGCAGUGAUAAUUUGUGCCUGGAAAUAAAAUAUGUGUUUCACUCU
Molecule: messenger RNA, 2842 nt
Organism: Rhipicephalus sanguineus (brown dog tick)
Lineage: Eukaryota; Metazoa; Arthropoda; Arachnida; Ixodida; Ixodidae
Gene: SrpRalpha
Product: signal recognition particle receptor subunit alpha
Exons: 13
Coding region: 125-2029 (634 amino acids)
Biological process (GO): SRP-dependent cotranslational protein targeting to membrane
Cellular component (GO): endoplasmic reticulum membrane; signal recognition particle receptor complex
Molecular function (GO): signal recognition particle binding; ATP hydrolysis activity; GTPase activity
Source: RefSeq, a predicted model, not a curated record